Messenger RNA from Gekko japonicus, 808 nucleotides. RefSeq names its product spermatogenesis-associated protein 16-like. The annotation marks the transcript as partial. Lineage: Eukaryota; Metazoa; Chordata; Lepidosauria; Squamata; Gekkonidae. Gene Ontology annotation, biological process: spermatogenesis. Gene Ontology annotation, cellular component: Golgi apparatus. The record is from RefSeq and is a predicted model, not a curated record. The transcript is spliced from 6 exons.
CAUAGUCUGUAUCUUUUUUUUUUUUAAGGCCAUGAUUGAAGAAGCCAUCACAAGAGCAGAAUCUUUUUCCGUGAUGUACACGCCAUUUGCAAUCAAAGUCAAGGCUGAAAAAAUCGACAAGUUGAAAGAAGCUUUUACCAAAAAGCACCCAGAUUAUGUGGAAUACAUAUAUACAGAUCCCCACGGACUUCACAGUUUGCCCCAAACUGCAGACUGGUCUUGCCCUUCUCCCCAGUCGUAUUUGCUGACACUGGGUUUCAAAAACAAAGAAGUCGGGAAGUUCCUGGAAAAGAUGUCCUGCAGGAAGCUGCCUGCGUUUUCAGAACACAAAGCACCUUUCAGUCCUCUUACAAAAGAAGAGGCAGGGAGACACCUGGAGACCAUUGGGAAAAGGAUCUUGCCAACAAUAGACUUCAUUAGAGGCACCAAAUUAACCGAGACUUUCUGUGCAUGUUCGGGCAUGAUAGAAAAACUGCAGCACGCCAGCCUCCUCGGGCGCUUGCAGCGCUUCAAGGAGCAGUCCCAACUGAUUAAUCAAGCCAUGGCUGAGCUCGCAACCAUCCCCUAUCUCCAGGAUAUCAGCCAGCAGGAUGCUGAACUGCUGCAGUCGCUAAUGGCAGAUGCUAUGGACACCCUCGAAGGAAGAAAAAGUGAUAAAGAACGUGUCUGGAAUAAAAUUCAAAAGGUCGGAAUUAUAGAAGACUUCCUAUACCAAUUAGAAGAUAGUUUCUUAAAGACCAAAAAGCUUAGAACGGCGAGGAGGCAGAAAAUGAAAAUGAAGCGGCUUCAAAGCGAACAGCCCUGCUAG